AUGUGGUCUUUUCCUGCUCUGUUGGCUCUCUCCUCCAUCGCCAUCAACACGGCGGCAUCACAGGGUGUCACCCUGACAUGGCGCACGGCGACCAUCACGCAAUGUUACGCCUACGUCUUUGAGACUACUUCACUCUGCAAUGGCGGUUGUGCGAAGCCCACAGUCUAUCAGCCAUCAUAUCCAGGCGGGCCCAUCGGUGUCUGCAUCGACGCGCCUAGGUGUCACUCGUGCGGUUGCAACGCCUGUGCCCAGACCGUCGCGUACACCACGGCAUACGAUGCCUUCUGUUCGACUGGAUUGACAAAGCAGCUUUACGCGGUGACGGAGACAUACAGCGGUGUCUCCGCCAAACCUACGGUCGCUUCGACAGAUGUGCCUUUUGGCUUCACAGCCGAUGUCCAGACGUGCACAACAUGUGGCGACAAGCCCAUCACAGCGACCAUUACGCGGCCCAUGUCUGAUGUUGCAUACAUCACCGGCCUUUCAGAGCCAUUUCCCGCUCCGAUUGGUGCUAAACCUUAUCAAAUCGACAUCCAACCCCCGGUAGUAUCUGCUUCUGGACAAGCCCCCGGUCCGGGUCCUUUCUACCGUAAGUGUGCCUCUGUAGCUACAAAUACCAGCCCUAUAUUAACGCCGUUGUAA
This is a messenger RNA of Colletotrichum truncatum, 642 nucleotides long. RefSeq lists its product as uncharacterized. The record is from RefSeq and is a predicted model, not a curated record. Lineage: Eukaryota; Fungi; Ascomycota; Sordariomycetes; Glomerellales; Glomerellaceae.